Messenger RNA from Musca vetustissima, 510 nucleotides. RefSeq lists its product as uncharacterized. The transcript has a single exon. NCBI's taxonomy places the organism in Eukaryota, Metazoa, Arthropoda, Insecta, Diptera, Muscidae. Bases 1 to 510 code for a protein of 169 amino acids. The record is from RefSeq and is a predicted model, not a curated record.
AUGCAAAAUCUCCAUUUGUUGGGUACUGGCGGCGGGGGUAGCGGUGGCUCAUUGUCGACAAACCAAACCACAAACCUGUUGUGUACACCAUCACGUACAUUGGAUACAUGGAAGAAUUUCAGCACCAGUGCCACAGGAGGUGGUGGCGGUGAAUUUAGUGUUAAGGAUAAAUCCAGCAGUUUUCUCAAAGCGAAUGAUGGUGUCAGUAGUGUAGGCGGCACCCGAGGCCUCGGUGGCCGUUAUCUGGAUAGUUGCGGACCAGCAGCAGCAGGUGUUGCUGCGGACAAUGACGACGACGAUGAUGGCGAUGAAAAUAUUCAGGAAAUACAAAUUGAAAUACCCCUAGCAUAUGUCAACAAAUGGCAUAAAAACAAUAACAAAACCACUGCGAAUACGAACAGCAAUGCCAGUACGGGACAAGUAACAACAUCCACAACAACCGCAUCACAAUCCACAGGCAUCACAACUACAACCAGCAACACCUCCUCCACCACUCACACAAUGGUCUGA